Messenger RNA from Fusarium musae, 894 nucleotides. RefSeq lists its product as uncharacterized. The transcript is spliced from 2 exons. The coding region runs from base 1 to 894 and encodes 297 amino acids. The record is from RefSeq and is a predicted model, not a curated record. Lineage: Eukaryota; Fungi; Ascomycota; Sordariomycetes; Hypocreales; Nectriaceae. Gene Ontology annotation, molecular function: hydrolase activity.
AUGGCUACCCAAGUUCUGACCAAGUCCAUCAAAGCUGAGCUGUUCCCUAACGGCGGUUGGGAUACCCACCAUCAUAUUUUCGAGCUCCAGUCCUUCAAGACGUUCCGUCAGAAGCUGGGCAUCACCAACUCCGUGCUUACCCAUGGUCUAUCGUAUGGCGAUGACUGCACUUCUCUUAAGACUUUCGUCACCGAGCUGGGAAAGUCUAGUACAUCAGGCAUCGGCGUUAUCGAUCCCGAAAAUACUACCGACGAUGAGAUACGAGAUAUGCAGGCUGCAGGUAUCUGUGGUCUCCGUGUGAAUCUCUAUCACUAUAACGCAAUGGAAGAUGUCGAGCUUCAGAAGAAGACUCUCCGUGCAUACCUUGAACGGGUGACUCGUCUAUCCCUUCCUUGGAGUCUCACAAUGACAACUAUCCGCACGGACUUCUGGGAUGCCCUGGAACCGUUUGUUCGAGAAGAGGUGGCUGCAACAGGCCGGCCCCUCAUCACAGAUCAUUUUGGGCUGCUGAAGGCACCCAGUAUGCUUCCAGCUCAGUACCGACAAAACCCAACUCAACAGCCAGGAUUUGUACCCAUCUUACGGCUCGUCAAAGAUGGUCUUCUCUGCGUUAAGCUUAGCGCUCCAUACCGCGUCAGUGAGCAGAGCCCAAGAUAUAGCGAUCUGAAGUUCCUUGUGCGAGCUCUUGUAGAUACGAACCCGCGUCAGGUCAUUUGGGGUAGUGACUGGCCGCAUACACCAAGGAUGAAGGUACGAAGUCAUGAAGAAGCUAUGAAGGAGACGCCAUUUCUGGAGGUCGAUGAUGAGGCAUGGCUGUGGAGUUUGAGGGACUGGCUGUCAGAUCAGGAAUGGCACAUGCUGAUGGUUGAUAACCCAAGGAGAUUAUUUGGCUAG